GUCGCAAUCACCCUAUACGAACAAUGUGCCCUCUUCUCCUUUGACUGGGCAGUCAUCACCGGCAAAAGGCGCAGGCGAGCCAUUCACAUUGCAUACUUUGCUGCCAAGAUUGCAUGGUGGUGCUACAUGGUUCUGAUCAUGAUCAGGUACUACACUGUGGAUGAAGUCAACUGCACGGCCAACAUGGUUGCUGUUCAGGUACUGAUGGGCGUCGUUAACACCUGUGCAUCGAUUCUUCUGGCCUGUCGAGCAGUCUGCGUCUACCGUGGCAAGACAAGGACCUACAUCACCUAUGGCCUCGUCGUCGGCACUUUGGCACUUGCUGCUUCUUGGGCCGCCGGUACACAAGAUGUGGUCAUGAUGUGGUCAAGCUUGCCCCUUUUCCCAUGGGCCACCGGCAGCUGUGCCAUGACAGAGGUCAAGACUCAAUACUUUGUCAAGUACCUCAUCACCAUCCUCUACGAUCUUACCGUACUCCUUCUCACCGUCGGCGGCGUUGUCAAGAUGACACGCGGUGGAUCCAGCCGCAUCGGUACCGUCCUGAUAGAGCAAGGUGCCCUCUACUUCCUCGCCGUGUUCGUCGUCAACCUACCCAUCCUGGUCUUGACUGCUGCCCAGACGGGGCCACUCCUGUCCAUCUUCUUUGCAGUACCGUCGGCAGCCGUCUCACUUUGCAUCAGUACCCGCAUGUACGUGCAACUUGCCAAUGAAGCUGCGCACAAGCCCGGAGGCAUCUCCAAUGAGCAACUGUCCAGUCAGGGAUCUGUAUCCGAGAAGGUCAUCAACUUCUUUACCCGA
This is a messenger RNA of Microstroma glucosiphilum, 798 nucleotides long. RefSeq lists its product as hypothetical. The annotation marks the transcript as partial. The record is from RefSeq and is a predicted model, not a curated record. The transcript is spliced from 2 exons. NCBI's taxonomy places the organism in Eukaryota, Fungi, Basidiomycota, Exobasidiomycetes, Microstromatales, Microstromataceae.